AUGGUUGAAUUUGAUAAAGAGGGUGUCAUGAGACAGGGAGUUAACAUAUAUGCAUAUCCAGCUGGUCCUUCAAUUUUAUCAUGGCCUAGUCGGAAGACUGGAAGGACACCAAGAUCUCUCCAUUUGUAUGGUUUAUUUGGAGGGAAAAAGGAAAAUAAUGGAAAGGGUGAUGAUACGCCAUCAAAGGCAGGCACACUGGGUAAUAUGCAAAAUCUAUUUGAAACCGUUAAGAAAGCUCAAAUGGUAGUCCAAGUUGAAGCAGUGCGUGUGCAGAAAGAGCUUGCUGCAGCAGAGUUUGAUGGUUAUUGUGAAGGUGAGCUAAUUAAGGUAUGA
This is a messenger RNA of Quercus robur (English oak), 333 nucleotides long. RefSeq names its product nucleoid-associated protein At4g30620, chloroplastic-like. The transcript is spliced from 4 exons. The record is from RefSeq and is a predicted model, not a curated record. Gene Ontology annotation, molecular function: DNA binding. The coding region runs from base 1 to 333 and encodes 110 amino acids. Lineage: Eukaryota; Viridiplantae; Streptophyta; Magnoliopsida; Fagales; Fagaceae.